AUUGAUGUACAGACGGAAGAGUAAUUAAAUAAUAAAAAAUCCACCCCCUCGCACACUCCGACCCCCACCCACGAUAACCACAACUCUUGUUCAUAAACCCCAUUAAUACCACAUAGUUGUCCCUUGCAUUUUGGUUUGUACAGAAAAAGAAAUCCGCCCCCACCACUAACUUCACCAACCACCUCCAUGGCCGGCGUACAACCCACCGCCGUCGCCGGCGACUCCACUAAAAUCCCUCUUCAGAUUAUCCACGAAGUCAGUCGAAUUUCCAGUAGCGGAUUUACUGGCAUUUUCAAGAAAGACUGUACUGAUUUAGCUAGAAGAAUUUCCCUUUUGGCUCAUUUGGUUGAAGAAAUCAGAGAUUCUUCAAACACCCUUUCCCGUUGUUCCUCAUCUUCAAAUGACGGUUGUUGUUUAUUGUAUGAUCUGAUGUUAGCUCUUAAAGCUGCUAAAAGAUUGCUUUUUGCUGCUAAUGGGUUUGAUCCCAACAUCUUAGAUGAUGUGGCAAGGAAGAAAAUUGUCUUCCAAUUUCAGUGUGUGACAUGGAAGUUGGUGAAAUCCCUAGGCAGCUUACCGUAUGACCAGUUCGACAUAUCAGAAGAAGUACAAGAGCAGGUUGAAUUGAUCAGAGCACAGUUGAAACGAGCCAAAGAGAGGUAUGGUGGCCCUGUGACUUCGAAUCUGUUAUCUCGAGCAUUGUCCCAACCAUUGGAUAAGGAGAUUAAUCCACUUCAGUCGGGCAGUAGGGGAGUUGGAUGCUUACUUGUAGAGAAGGUCGGCAAUAUUGAUCACGAAGUUAGGCCAAAACUUGGAGGUGUUCCCUUAGGAAACGGCUCUAAUAUCAAUGAUUGCGGUCAGAUAGUUCAGGAACCAGAAAAGCUAAGGAAUUCAUCCAAAAUUUCUGAGGUUACUUCUCCCAAAAGUACUGGUUUGGCCAGGGAAGAUGACUCCCCGAGCAAGAAUCUUUUGGAGAAUAAGAAGCCCAAUUCUCCAAUAAUUCCUGAAGAGUAUCUUUGCCCUAUAUCCCUCGAGCUCAUGAGGGAUCCUGUGAUUGUGGCCACUGGACAGACUUACGAAAGAUCUUUCAUACAAAGAUGGAUUGACGGUGGCAACACAAGAUGCCCAAAAACUCAGCAAAUACUACAAGAUCUUACACUGACACCAAAUAUUGCUUUAAGAAGUCUCAUUUCUGAUUGGUGUUCAAAGAACAAUGUAGAUCAGCCAACUGCAUUAGCAAGUGGGAGAAUAAAGAGAAGUGAUGGAUCAUUUCGUGAUGUUAAUGGGGAUAUAGCAGCUAUUCAGGCAAUUGUGCGCAAACUUUCAAGUAGGUCCACCGAGGAUCGGAGGGCUGCAGUAGCGGAAAUCCGGUCUCUAUCCAAAAGAAGCACGGACAACAGAGUUUUGAUUGCUGAAGCUGGAGCAAUCCCGGUGUUAGUUAACAUGUUGACAUCCGAAGACAGUCAAAUCCAAGAAAAUGCCGUCACUUCUAUUCUUAACCUUUCUAUAUUUGAGAACAACAAGGGGCUUAUCAUGCUUGCUGAUGCUGUUACUUCAAUUGUUCAAGUUCUCAGAGCUGGAACCAUGGAAGCAAAAGAAAAUGCAGCAGCAACCAUCUUUAGUUUAUCACUUGGAGAUGAGAAUAAAAUAAUUAUUGGUGCAUCAGGGGCCAUACCAGCUCUUGUUGAAUUGCUUCAGACUGGAAGCACCAGAGGGAAGAAAGAUGCUGCAACAGCAUUAUUUAACUUAUGCAUAUAUCAAGGAAAUAAGGGCAGAGCUGUUCGGGCAGGGAUUAUACCAGCACUGUUAACGAUGCUGACAGAUUCGAGUAGCUGCAUGGUUGAUGAAGCUUUGACCAUUCUUUCAGUUCUUGCCAGCCACCAAGAGGCCAAGGCCGCCAUAUCAAAAGCUUGCACGAUCCCUGUAUUGAUAGAUCUACUAAGGACAGGUCUACCUCGUAAUAAAGAGAAUGCUGCUGCUAUCUUGCUCUCCUUGUGCAAAAGAGAUUCCGUGAAUUUAUCUUGCCUUCGUAGGCUCGGUGCACUUCUACCUCUUUCGGAGCUUGCUAAUAGUGGCACAGAGAGGGCCAAAAGGAAGGCUACCUCAUUGUUGGAGCACCUUAGAAAACCUCUGCAGCCUUGACUGGUAUUGUUUCAGUGAAGGAUUCAUUAAUUGCUUCUUUCAUUCUUACCUAACCGUGAGUUACACAAUUCCAUUUAUAGUGUGAAAAAAAUCUGAGAAAACAAGCAUGAGAAAAUUAAGUCAUUCUCACUGCUCUGUGUAUCAGCGUAUCUAUUUACUCCGUUUUCGAGUGAGUCACUGAUUCGUUUGACCUAUUUACUUCCAUUAUUUGUUACUAAUUGAUCAAUUUGAGGUUUGUCACGCCAAGGUGCGAUGAGUAUUAUCAACUUUUGUAUAAAUGAAACAUUCUGAUAUCUGGAGAAUUGUACUUUCUUUUCCUUUA
Capsicum annuum is the source of this 2461-nucleotide messenger RNA. RefSeq names its product U-box domain-containing protein 11. Gene Ontology annotation, biological process: protein ubiquitination. NCBI's taxonomy places the organism in Eukaryota, Viridiplantae, Streptophyta, Magnoliopsida, Solanales, Solanaceae. The transcript is spliced from 4 exons. Bases 187 to 2139 code for a protein of 650 amino acids. Gene Ontology annotation, cellular component: cytoplasm; nucleus. Gene Ontology annotation, molecular function: protein binding; ubiquitin-protein transferase activity. The record is from RefSeq and is a predicted model, not a curated record.